This is a messenger RNA of Galeopterus variegatus (Sunda flying lemur), 1038 nucleotides long. RefSeq names its product hydroxysteroid (17-beta) dehydrogenase 14 (gene HSD17B14). The record is from RefSeq and is a predicted model, not a curated record. NCBI's taxonomy places the organism in Eukaryota, Metazoa, Chordata, Mammalia, Dermoptera, Cynocephalidae. Gene Ontology annotation, molecular function: estradiol 17-beta-dehydrogenase [NAD(P)+] activity. Gene Ontology annotation, biological process: steroid catabolic process. Gene Ontology annotation, cellular component: cytosol. Bases 64 to 876 code for a protein of 270 amino acids. The transcript has 9 exons.
CCUGCCGGACCUCGGAGGUGGGAAGAGGCCCGGGGCGAGUGACAGACAGACAGACUGACGCGGAUGGCUGCGGGGACGCGCUACGCCGGGAAGGUGGUGGUCGUGACCGGGGCCGCGCGCGGCAUCGGAGCCGGGAUCGCGCGUGCUUUCGUGGACAGCGGGGCCCAGGUGGUUAUCUGCGACAAGGACGAACCUGGGGGGCGGGCCUUGGAGCGGGAGCUGCCUGGAGCUGCCUUUAUCUUCUGUGACGUGACUCAGGAAGAAGAUGUGAAGACCCUGAUUUCCAGGACUAUUUGCCGCUUUGGCCGCCUGGAUUGUGUCGUCAACAAUGCUGGCUACCACCCACCCCCACAGUGGCCUGAGGAGACCUCUGCCGAGGGCUUCCGACAGCUGCUGGAGCUGAAUCUGCUGGGGACUUACACCUUGAUCAAGUUCGCCCUCCCCCACCUUCGGAAGAGCCGGGGGAACGUCAUCAACAUCUCCAGCCUGGUCGGGGCAAUUGGUCAGUCCCAGGCAGUUCCCUAUGUGGCCACCAAGGGGGCAGUAACAGCCAUGACUAAAGCCUUGGCCCUGGAUGAGAGUCAAUAUGGUGUCCGAAUCAACUGUAUCUCCCCAGGAAACAUCUGGACCCCACUGUGGGAGGAGCUGGCAGCCUUAACACCAGACCCCAAGGCCACAGUCCGAGAGGGCAUGUUGGCCCAGCCUCUGGGCCGCAUGGGCCAGCCAGCUGAAGUGGGGGCUGCUGCUGUGUUCCUGGCCUCCGAAGCCAACUUCUGCACAGGAAUUGAGCUGUUUGUGACUGGGGGCGCAGAGCUGGGGUACGGGUGCAAGGCCAGUGUGCACACCCCUACAGAUGCCCCCACUAUCCCUUCCUGAUUUCCCACAUUUCCAUUUGGGCCUCCCUGCCUAGGACUCUCCCACCCCAAACUGCAGCCUCUACCAUCUGCCUCCCACAUGGAGCCCUUAGACUACACCCACUUAGAAAUGUGCCCGUGUACCCUGCAGAUUCCCAUAAAAGCAAUUGGCAGCGAAAAAGAG